AUGAACACUGGAAGUUCCCAAGAUUCAAUACCAAUUGACAAUAUUUCGUUGGGUUUGUCAACGUCACCAUUGAAUACUAUAUCCAGUGGUGGUAGUGAUUCAACCAUUGGUCAUUUGAAUACGCCACCAACAUCUAGAGCUAGAUCAGGAUCUUUAUUUUCAAUUUGGAAUGAACCCAGUGUCAAUCAUAAUAAUAAUGUUAGUCAUAGUCAUGAAAUGGCCACAAGCACUUCAAGAAAUCGUUCUUAUACCACCACUGCUGCCCUUCCUAGUAUUACUAUCGAUUCAUUUUCGGAAUCAUUACAGAAAUCAUCUGCUCCUCGAGUGUCAACAUCUCCAUUUAUUUCGGUUCCAAAUAAUGACAUGAUAAUAUUGGAUAAUUUUCAAACUAAUCUUCCUCGAUUACGUUCACAAACCAUAUCUGGUACUCCAAUAAGUUCUCAAAGCACAUUGCCACACCCUUCAGAGUCUUUGAAUGCCCCUCAUCAUUUCCCUCAAGUGUUUGAAACCGUGUCACUGAAUCCAUCGUCGGCUUCUAUAUUACCAUAUAAUCAACUGCCGCAAUUGUUUGAUGAUGUUGAUUUCACUCGUUUUUUGAUUACAACAAGUUUUGAUAAUCCAAACUUGGGUCCCACAAAAUACUUGUUGUUCGAUAACUUGCCAUUAAUUAUUAAUGCUCACAAACUAUUUGGAGUACUUUCAAAUUCAUUGAAUCCAAGGAUGGGUAAUAUUCAUGGAAUUAGAAUUACUACUACUACCACUUCAAAAUUAGCAUUGGUUGAAUGUACAAGUAUUGACACUGCCAUGUCAUUGAAAGCUAGUUUUAAUCAUUUAGAAUUAGUACCAGGAAAUAUCUUAUAUGUUGCAUUUGCCAAAGUCGAUGAUGUACAAAAUAUUGGUCAACAACGAGUUCAACCACAACAUUCACAGCAAUUACCUUCGCCUGCUCAACCAUUACCACAAUUACAACAACAACAACAACAACAACCAAUGCCGUUACCACAAUUAUCUCCCAAUCACAAUACGAACCAUAACCACAACCAUAACCACAACCACAACCAACAGCCACAACUUGUGCAACACAGCUUACCGGAUAAGUCGGAAAAACCUGAUCCAACUGAUAUUUUAUCAAUACAACAGAAUCUCAUGAAUUCAAUUGGCAAA
Candida albicans SC5314 is the source of this 1164-nucleotide messenger RNA. RefSeq lists its product as uncharacterized. The record is from RefSeq and is a predicted model, not a curated record. NCBI's taxonomy places the organism in Eukaryota, Fungi, Ascomycota, Pichiomycetes, Serinales, Debaryomycetaceae. The annotation marks the transcript as partial. The transcript has a single exon.